AUGAGCGAACAGCAGCCUUGGGAGGAGGUUGUCGCCCGCAAACAGAAGCAGCGGGCCGAAGCCCUGACCCCAUUUGCUGCAUUCCCUACUUGCGAUGCCAUCACAGACGAGGACGAUGUGGCAACACUCGCCGCCAGCAUUGUGUCUGGCAAGCUGACGUCCGAAGCCGUCACGAGGGCAUACAUUGCGAGAGCAUAUGCGGCACACGAGAAGACAAAUUGUCUGACCGAGGUCUUCUUUGCAGACGCCCUCAAGCAAGCUGUCGAGCUGGACCGACAUCUGACUGCUCAUGGAAAGCCCGUAGGACCGCUGCACGGCGUCCCCGUCACACUCAAGGACCAGUUUGACGUCCAAGGCUACGAUUCGACUAUUGGCUACGUCGGCCGCGCGUUUGCCCCCGCCGAAGCAGACAGCGUCCUCGUUGCCAUUCUGAAGUCACUGGGGGCUGUCAUCCUGGCCAAAACUAACCUGCCACAGAGUAUCAUGCCGCAGUGGUGCGAGACCGAGAAUGCCAUGUUUGGCCUCACCGUCAACCCCGUCGACAAGACCUACACGCCCGGUGGCUCUACGGGUGGCGAGUCCGCCCUUCUGGCAUCGCACGGAUCUAUUCUAGGCUGGGGCACCGACAUUGGGGGCAGCAUCCGCAUUCCGUCCCACAUGCUAGGUCUGUACGGCCUAAAGCCGAGUAGUGCUCGUCUCCCAUAUCGUGGCGUGCCUGUUUCGACCGACGGCCAGGAACACGUGCCUUCGUCCGUUGGCCCGCUGGCCCGCAGCCUCGACAGCAUCCGCCUGGCCAUGGAGUUCGUCAUCGGCCAGCGGCCGUGGGACAAGGACGCCCGCUGUGCGCCGCUUCCCUGGCGCACCUCCAUGUAUGACGACGUUCUGAACCGGCCGCUCGUCUUUGGCGUCCUACGCUACGACGGCGUCGUCCGUCCUCAUCCGCCCAUCGCCCGCGUGCUCGACGAGACGGUCGAAAAGCUCCGUGCAGCCGGCCAUGUCAUUGUCGAAUGGGAUGCCUCGUUGCAUGCAGAACUGAUUGCAGUUAUGGAUGCAUUUUACAGCGCUGACGGCGGCGAGGAUGUCCGUCGCGACGUCGCCCUCGGCGGUGAGCCUUUUAUCCCGCACGUCGCCCGCCUCGUCGACCGUGGGCCCGCCAUCUCCGUCUACGCCUACUGGCAGCUCAACCGCCGCAAGAUGGCCCUGCAGCAGGCGUACCUCGACCGCUGGGUGGCCACGGCCUGCGACGCCGUCCUGAUGCCGCCUAUGCCGCAUACUGCUGUUCCGCACCGCUCCUGCGGCUGGGUAGGCUACACAAAGGUCUGGAACGUGCUCGACUACCCGGCCCUCGUCUUACCCGCCGGCACAGCUGCGCCCAAGGACCUCGAUGCGCCCUGGGAUGGCGAUAGCCGGCCGCUGCUGUCCGGUCAUCCCAUGGAUGCGGCUAACCGCGCCAUCUGGGCCGAGCAUGGCGCCCGCAUGGCCGCCCUGCGCCUGCCCGUCGACGUGCAGGUUGUGUGCCGCAAGCUGGAGGAGGAAAAGGUAUUGGGCAUCGGCAGGGUGGUGGACGAGGUGUUACGGCGGAUGUAG
Messenger RNA from Grosmannia clavigera kw1407, 1587 nucleotides. RefSeq names its product acetamidase. The transcript has 5 exons. Bases 1 to 1587 code for a protein of 528 amino acids. Lineage: Eukaryota; Fungi; Ascomycota; Sordariomycetes; Ophiostomatales; Ophiostomataceae. The record is from RefSeq and is a predicted model, not a curated record.